AAAAUUAUAUUUCUUACAAUAAAUACAUUAUUCUAUUGUCGCAUCUCAUUUUUCAUUGAUACGCGACACUUCUUCCCUUCCCUCACUCAUUCACAGCGCAGCUCCUACCCACCACCGUCCGCCACCGUUCCUCCCCUUCUCUCGUUUCAGUGAAGUGAAUUGCUACAAUGGUGGAGUCACUCCUUGAAGAUAUCUUUAGGGUUGAGAAAGUCAACCCAGAUGACAAAAAAUUAUUUGAAAAAGUGACACGCAUUGAAGCAAGAAGUGAAAAGUUUGACAUGUUUAUGCAACUGGACAUAAAUUCUGAGCUAUAUCCCUUAAAGAUGGGACAGAAAUUUUCUCUUGCACUGGUUCCAACACUCAAUCCUGAUGGCACCCCAGAUACUGGCUACUAUAAUCCGGGUAAUCGGCAAUCAAUUGCUGAUAACUAUGAAUAUGUCAUGUAUGGAAAGCUCUACAGAGUAACAGAGGGUUCAGGAGGGCGUGAAAAAGCGGAGUUGAAUAUUUCUUUUGGCGGGCUUCUGAUGCUGCUGAAGGGAGAUCACUCUCAUUUCAACAAGUUUGAGCUUGAUCAAAGGUUGUAUCUUCUGAUGAGGAAAGUCUGAAGAUCAAGUUAAAACCAAGGGUGAAGAAAGCUUGUUUCUAACAUCAAUGUAUGGCAGACUUGUUUACCGUUUGUAAUUCUAAUGCGGGUUUUCACUACCUGAUGAUGAUUUAAAACAAAUAUUUGGUAACCUUGAAGUAACUUCUGGCAGAAAUUAUCUACAAAAAAAUGUAAUUUGGGUGAUACCAGACCAAUGAUUGCAGCAUGACUAUCUAGUUUGUGGAUUGGUUUCUAGUAAAUAAAUUUUAGUUAAGAUAAAUGUCUGAUAAA
Molecule: messenger RNA, 874 nt
Organism: Medicago truncatula (barrel medic)
Lineage: Eukaryota; Viridiplantae; Streptophyta; Magnoliopsida; Fabales; Fabaceae
Product: DNA-directed RNA polymerases II, IV and V subunit 8B
Exons: 5
Coding region: 168-605 (145 amino acids)
Biological process (GO): DNA-templated transcription
Cellular component (GO): RNA polymerase I complex; RNA polymerase III complex; RNA polymerase II, core complex
Source: RefSeq, a predicted model, not a curated record